Molecule: messenger RNA, 1787 nt
Organism: Zea mays
Lineage: Eukaryota; Viridiplantae; Streptophyta; Magnoliopsida; Poales; Poaceae
Product: Prefoldin chaperone subunit family protein
Exons: 11
Coding region: 347-1549 (400 amino acids)
Biological process (GO): negative regulation of phosphatase activity; negative regulation of transcription by RNA polymerase II
Molecular function (GO): chromatin binding; transcription corepressor activity; phosphatase inhibitor activity
Source: RefSeq, marked predicted
CUCUCUCAAGCUUCUCUCCCCGCUACCGCUCCGAGUCCCAAGUCCCACCCGGCCAGCCUCCAUCGCUAGUACCACUCCUAGUCCCAAGUCCCAGCCUUCCAUCGACGGCGAGGGAGGGAGAGGCGACCUCCAUCCGGGCUGGUUAGAUUCAUCGCUUUUCUUGUCGCUGUCCCUCGGCCUUUCCCCCUACUGUGCUCCGAGUCUGGGAGAAGCGACUCGCGCACGCGCUCGGCCAAACCAAUUAAGCACAGAGCGGGGCUCUCGGGCGAGAACGCGCUGAGGCAGUGCUGGGUUUGCAGUUCGUGCCGUAGCGUUUUUUUUGUGUGUGUGCCGAAGCGGAGAGGCGAUGGCUGCGCCGAGGAAGGGGACGGCGACGCCGCUGGGCACCGUGUUCUCGCCGGAGGAGACGAAGAGGGCCGUGGCGAGGGUGGCCGAGUCCGUCGCUGGGCGCCGCGCCGAGCUCGCCCGCCUCCAGGGUUUCGCCGCCGACAACGCCGCCCUCGUCUCCCUCGUCAACAGGCUCCCCGACGAACUCUCUCACGAUAUCAUGGUUCCCUUUGGUGGCGCCGCCUUUUUCCCAGGGCGUUUAAUACACACAAAUGAACUCUUGGUGCUUCUGGGUGAGGGGUACUAUGCAGAGAGGUCGGCUAAGCAGACGACUAAUAUAUUGCACAGGAGGGGGCAGGAAUUGGAAGCUCAAGUCGAAGCAAUGAAGGCAACUAUCGCUGACCUUGAAGCUGAGGCCAAAUUCUUUGAAUUCACGGCCACCGAGGCUUCAGAGGGUCUUGUUGAAAUCAGGGAAGAGUAUGAUGAGGACUUAGAGACGAAUUCAUCAAGAUCAGAGGCUUCAGUUGCUACUGUGGUUAUGUCCGAUAAAGACAGGGAACAUGCUCGAAUCAUGGCAAGGUUAGAUGAACUUGAAAGGGAAGAAAAGGAUGCUGGAAGUGCCUGUGAAGAUGAUAAUGAUGGCGACGAUGAUGAUGGAGAUGCUGGAACAAGUGAUGAUGGCGAGGAAAAUAAGGAAUCUGGAAAUGCUUUAAGUGAUGUCAAUGAAGACUACAGUUCUGGUUUUGGCGCUUCAUUUUCUGGAAGUGGCGGCAAUGAUAGGAGUCAUGGGAAUAUUAAGAGUGCACUGAAGAAGCCUGGAGGAGAUGAAAUGCUGAUAGGCAUUUCUCAUAAGCCAUCAUCCCAUACAUCUCAUCUAGCAUUUCCUGGCCAAACCUCUGCAACAAAUUCUGAUGUCCGAGUUCACACUAAAGCUGUUACUUUUGAAGACGACAAAUAUGUAGUUAGUUCGUCAAAGUCUCCUCCCUUGCUACUGGAUUCUAUACAGUCUGAUCCUGUGCUCAAGAAUUCUUCAGACCCCGCUCUAUCUCGUGACAGAAAGAUAAUAUCAAGUGGACGAAAGGCCUUUACAGGAUCUAUCAUUGAGCACGACGACAAUGUUUCCACCAUUGAACCUUCUGUGGCUAGUUCGUUGGCAAAACCUGGUACUUGUGCUUCUUCAAGGCCCGUGUCAAGGUUCAAGAUGCAGAAAGGAGGGCGGUGAGUCUGGACACUCGGGUGGACCUUUGGUGUCUGAUAGAUUGCAUCUUGAACACGUUCAAAUUGUCUGUGCUGUCUGAACUCCUGGACGCUAGACAUGUUGUGGAUCCUGGACGCUAGACAUGUUGUGGAUCCUGGACGCUAGACAUGUUCUGGAGUGAUUGUCUUCUGCCGACUGUAGAGUGAAACCGGGACGUCCAAGCGAAGAAGGGAAUUAAAAACGAGGUUUUUUUUGGUCGGUU